UAGUGCCUACAUGUAAUUGGCGAUAUCAAUAUUUCGAAUACAUAGCGCCGAACUUGCAUAAAUACAAAGUUUAGGCACACUGCAUUAAAUAUUUUAACAUGAAGUACUGUAUUGUGCACAGUAUGCGACCCAGUGUAAAUGUUUUUAUAAUGUUGUGCGCUAUAAUGAGUUCAGUAGAGUUGAAGCUACCGCCAGAAGUAAUAGUUGAUUGGGAAAGCUACCACUUUCAAUAUUUUGACAUUUGUGUAAAUGAAACUGGUGUGGACCCUAUGAUCCCAAGAAUGAUGUUUAGGCAAGUCAAUCUUCCCGAUGAAGAGAGCUUUCACUGCUAUAUGAAAUGCACUUUUAAAUACCACAAUAUGUUGACGCCCGAUGAAAAGGAUAUUGAUUAUGAAGCCUAUGCUAAAGAUGUUCACUUGACGCCAGAAAUACUGAAAAUGUGUAGGGAAUUUGUUGCGUCUGAAUCGGAAAUAUGCAGAAAAACUUACCUCAUUACUAAGUGCUCAGUAGAGAACAAAGUCAUCUCCAGUGGCCGAUAAGUAACAUUAGUUGCACUUGUACUUGUGCUUCACUUCUAAUUGUUCUAUUAGCAAUAGCACAGCAUUCAAGAAAUAUCAAAUAUAAUUUUUCUUUUAUU
Photinus pyralis (common eastern firefly) is the source of this 637-nucleotide messenger RNA. RefSeq lists its product as uncharacterized. The coding region runs from base 99 to 539 and encodes 146 amino acids. Gene Ontology annotation, molecular function: odorant binding. The transcript is spliced from 2 exons. The record is from RefSeq and is a predicted model, not a curated record. Lineage: Eukaryota; Metazoa; Arthropoda; Insecta; Coleoptera; Lampyridae.